This is a messenger RNA of Suillus clintonianus, 1959 nucleotides long. RefSeq lists its product as uncharacterized. Bases 153 to 1856 code for a protein of 567 amino acids. The record is from RefSeq and is a predicted model, not a curated record. Lineage: Eukaryota; Fungi; Basidiomycota; Agaricomycetes; Boletales; Suillaceae. Gene Ontology annotation, molecular function: FAD binding. The transcript is spliced from 12 exons.
CAUGAUAUCUUCUCGCAUUGCUGGCAUGAGUAAUUGUCCGAUUGGACGUGGGGUUAACAAGGGAUGUCGAAGACGUCGUUUUUGGCAGAAGCUCUGAGAUAUAUAAAAUCAAAAACCUCAGGAACUGACUUAUUAACUCCCGUGUGGGCACUAUGAACCACACUCAUCCUCCUGUGCUAAUCGUAGGCGCUGGCCCGGCGGGUCUGGUAGCAGCAUUGACGCUCCUCCAAAAUGGCAUCCCAGUGCGCAUCAUCGAGCAAGACACCAAGCCUCGCAUCGGACAGCGCGGUCCCGGAAUAUUUCCACGUUCCCUCGAACUCUUCAACUUCCUGGGUGUUUCAGAUGUCAAUGAUAUGGGGAAACCAUUCCCUUGCAUCCGUGGGUACAAGUUUGGGGUGGCGGAACAUACGCACACGGAAUUGGUUGUCCCGCGUACACAAAAUACCCCAUCGAUACCAUUCAACGUCCCUAAGUUGAUAGGUCAGCAACUCUUGGAUGUUAUUCUGCGACGCCAUCUGGACAAACUGUCGUGCUCUGUCGAGUUCGGAACCGAGCUGCGCUCGUUCAAGCAAUCCGAUGAGGGAGUCACCGCUGCUCUCGCAAAGAAACAAGGUGACGAUGAAAUAUUAGAGACAUUCGAUGCUAAGUGGAUGAUCGGUGCUGAUGGUGGUAAAAGUACCGUGCGGAAACAACUUGGUGUCAUGUUCCCGGGAGAGGCUAUGGCUGAAUUUCGGAUCGUCACCGGAGAUAUUUGUUUAGCAGGCCCUGGUCUUGAUAGAACGUAUUGGCACCGAUUCGGAGAUUUGAAUGACAAAUGCGUCUCCUUGCGACCAACAGACGAAGUUGGAGAGGAUGGCUGGCACUUUUUUAUCUUGGGACGUGACAUAGACAUGACAAAACUCUCGCAAAACGAGGAACUUAUUUUCGAGACCAUCGCAUUGCUGAGUCCUAUGGAAAUUACGUUCAACAAGAUAGUUUGCGCGUCCGAAUACCGGUGCGUUGUGUCUCUUCUGUGUGUCUGUGCGAGUUUAUCAGUCUCCUUCAGGGCUAAUGUCCGCAUGGUGGAUAAGUUUAGCGAUGGGCGAGUCUUUCUUGCGGGCGACGCUGCCCAUGUCCACAGUCCAACCGGUGGUCAGGGACUCAAUUCAAGUGUGCAAGACGCCUUCAAUCUGUCUUGGAAACUUGCUCUCGUUGAAAAAGGACUUGCCGACAAGUCGCUUCUCGAGACAUAUAACGAAGAGCGUCUCCCUAUCAUUACCGAGAUGCUCGAGGUGACCACCUCGAUCCUAAAGCGUGCAAUGACGGCAGGAGGCACGGACGCCUGGCGUACCACUCUCCUUUACAUGCUCGGCAUUCAUUGCCGCUUCAGCAGCAUCGUCCUCGACGAGUUUUCCAUGCCAGUCGAGGGGAAGCCUAUCAACACCUACAGGAUACUUGACGAGACGGAGCUUGAGGCUGGGGACAGAGCCCCUGAUGCACCCAAGCUACUCCAUGUCCAGCCUGGAGAAUCUGACUUAAUGACGCUUUUCAGUCUUUACAGACCCUGGCGUCACACAGUCGUUGUUUUUGUGCCAAGUCCCACAGAUGCUACUCCAAUCUUGGCCGCACUAGAGCCAUAUGACAAACAUAUUGUGCAGUCAGCAGUCAUCCUACCCUCAUCAGCACCAGCAACACCCGUCGCAUCUCCUGCCGACUUCGUUCUUCUUGAUCAGGGCGAUCAUGCUUUUUCCGCUUACCUCGUCGAAGCUACCCAAACCAGAGUCUUUGUGAUACGGCCAGAUGGUGUGAUUGGCGCAAUUGUUCAUGGUGCAGAGGGGGUGAAGAAAUAUUUCUCCAGAAUAUUCCGCGAUAUAUAGAAUGACUCGAGUCCAUCCAUUCCUUGUUCAAUUGCAACUCAUGUAUCUUCUUCAGUGACGCACACUCGGCUUUCGAAACUAUCUACACAAAUCUAUGCACCUU